Molecule: messenger RNA, 3075 nt
Organism: Triticum aestivum (bread wheat)
Lineage: Eukaryota; Viridiplantae; Streptophyta; Magnoliopsida; Poales; Poaceae
Product: cellulose synthase-like protein E6
Exons: 7
Coding region: 64-2241 (725 amino acids)
Biological process (GO): cellulose biosynthetic process
Cellular component (GO): membrane
Molecular function (GO): cellulose synthase (UDP-forming) activity
Source: RefSeq, a predicted model, not a curated record
UCCACUCCACUCCACUCCACAGACGACUCCGCGUACGCCCUGCGAGAGAGCGAGGUUUGCAGGAUGGAGAGGCGGCUGUUCGAGACGGUGAGGCACGGCGGCAGGGCGCUGUACAGGCUCCACGCCGUCACGGUGGCCGCCUCAACGCUCCUGGUGCUCUACUACCGGGCGACGCGCGUGCCGGGCUCCGGCGGGAGGCGGGCGGCGUGGCUGGGGAUGCUGGCGGCGGAGCUCUGGUACGCGGCCUACUGGGUCGUCACGCAGUCGGUGCGCUGGAGCCCCGUCCGACGCUGCACCUUCAGGGACAGGCUCACCGCCAGGUACGGAGACAGGCUACCUGGUGUGGACAUCUUUGUAUGCACUGCAGACCCACUUUCAGAGCCACCAAGUCUCGUCAUCUCCACCAUUCUAUCGGUCAUGGCAUACAAUUACCUAGCCGAAAAAUUAAGUGUGUACCUUUCUGAUGACGGAGGCUCGGUCCUCACUUUCUACGCUAUGUGGGAAGCCUCCUUAUUUGCAAAGCAUUGGCUACCAUUCUGCAAGAGAUAUAACAUUGAGCCAAGGUCACCGGCUGCUUAUUUCUCAGAGUCAUAUCAAGAUUUGUGCACCCCAAAAGAAUGGUCAUUUAUCAAGGACAUGUAUGAUGAAAUGACUGAGCGCAUAGAUACGGCUGUCAUAUCACGCAAAAUUCCUGAAGAGAUCAGAUCAAAUCAUAAAGGGUUUUAUGAAUGGAAUCCAGAAAUUACCUCAAAAAAUCACCAGCCAAUUGUGCAGGUUCUGAUAGAUGGCAAAGACCAAAAGGGAGUUGAUAGUGAAGGAAAUGUGCUUCCAACCCUUGUUUACAUGGCACGUGAGAAGAGGCCUCAGCAUCACCAUAACUUCAAAGCUGGGGCAAUGAAUGCUCUGAUAAGGGUAUCAUCAGUGAUAAGCAACAGCCCUGUCAUCAUGAAUGUGGACUGUGAUAUGUAUUCCAACAACAACGAUACCAUCAGAGAUGCAUUGUGCUUUUUCCUUGACGAAGAAAUGGGUCACAAGAUCGGUUUUGUGCAGUAUCCUCAGAACUAUAACAACAUGACCAAGAAUAAUCUAUAUGGGAACUCCCUCCAUGUCAUCAAUGAGGUGGAGAUGGGUGGUAUGGACAGUUUGGGUGGACCUCUGUAUGUUGGCACUGGAUGUUUCCACAGAAGGGAGAUCCUUCGCGGCAAGAGGUUCACCAAAGACUAUCAAGAAGACUGGAACGGAGGGAUCAAGGGUAGAAUACAAGAUACUAGCAUAGGUGAGAUUGAAGAGAAAGCAAAGUCUUUAGCAACCUGCACAUAUGAACAUGACACACAAUGGGGAGAUGAGAUUGGGUUGAAGUAUGGUUGCCCCGUGGAGGAUGUAAUCACCGGAUUGGCGAUACAUUGCAGAGGAUGGGAGUCAGUCUACAGCAAUCCUACAAGACCAGCGUUUAUGGGUCUAGGUCCAACGACACUUGCUCAGACACUACUGCAACACAAGAGAUGGAGCGAGGGUAGUUUCUCAAUCUUUCUGUCAAAAUACUGCCCCUUCUUGUUUGGGCAUGGAAAAACCAACUUACGACAUCAAAUGGGCUACUGUAUCUAUGGGCUAUGGGCACCCAAUUCACUCCCUACCCUGUAUUAUGUUGUCAUCCCUUCACUAGCCCUCCUCAAAGGCAUCCCCCUUUUCCCCAAGAUUACGAGUCCAUGGAUCGCACCCUUCAUAUAUGCCUUCUGUGUGAAGAACAUGUACAGCCUAUAUGAGGCAUUAUCAUGUGGAGACACGUUGAAAGGAUGGUGGAACGGACAAAGGAUGUGGUUGGUUAAGAGAAUAACCUCGUUUCUCUUUGGAGCCAUUGACACAGUUCGAAAGCUAUUAGGGCUAUCAAAGAUGACAUUUGUGGUUACACCAAAGGUAAGCAUUGAAGAUGAAUCCAAGAGGUAUGAGGAAGAAAUUAUGGAAUUCGGGUCAUCGACUCCGGAAUAUGUGAUCAUCGCAACUAUCGCGUUACUCAACCUUGUUUGCCUCCUGGGAGGGCUAAGCCAAAUCAUGACAGGUGCAUGGAAUAUACACUUGGAUGCAUUUUCCCCCCAACUCAUUCUUUGUGGGAUGCUAGUGAUAACCAAUAUGCCAUUCUAUGAAGCAAUGUUCCUGAGGAAUGACAAAGGCAAAAUACCAUUCACAGUAACAUUAGCUUCUUUUGGCUUUGUGAUGUUGGACUUUCUGGUGCCAAUAGUUUAAGUGCCCACAGGAGACAUCAGUGUCUAAUAAAGUACUCAAGUUGGUAUGCUUUAUGGUUCUCUUGAAAUAUAUUUCAUCUAAGAAACUUCAUGUGAUUUUGUGUUUAUAUGUGGCACCGCCUUGGUGGGCAGACAAAAUUUGUCCUAGCCCUUUGACUCGAGAUUAGCCCUUGACCAAAUUACCAUUGCGAAAGUUAAAAAAUACCCAAAUGGAAAAUGUUAAGAAUGCCAAUACAAUCAACGAAGAUCUAACUCUAUUUUUCUGCGAGAAAGAUCUAAGUCAAUACUACUCCUCUAGCAAUAGUGAAAUCCUGGUAUGGGACUUGUAUAGAAUCAAAGCUUUAGAUGGACCUAUGAAUACAAAGGAUCCAACCACUUUCUAUAACUGAAUGAAGAAUGAGUUUUCUAGAUUUAGCAAGGUGGCUAGGACAUGGAAUUUUUGUAAACCCCUCCAUUUUUCUCCACAAUGCUACACGUAACCUCUUCCCAUCCCACGUGUACCCACCUCAAACCACAAUUUCAUGAGAUGCCAUCACCUCCACCUAGCACAACUGGCCUCUCCUCCAGUGCCUUGACUCGUAGAUUCAGUGAUACAGCCUCCUUAGUGAUUUUUUCGCUAAACACGACAACUGCUGCCAAGACUUUAUCAUUGGAACUAUUAUUUUUAUUCAGUCGCAUCGUUGGCCAGUGUGGGAGGCUCUGAUACUAGAGGCUGUACGGUGGGAUACUUGCUGGACGCGAAAGUCAUCGCUGUAUAGGUGUCAUGGUACAAUAGGAGGGUAUUGGGGAAUUAGAGAAUUAGAAAGGUACAGUAGAAGCAUAGGUAGGAACUAGA